Molecule: messenger RNA, 926 nt
Organism: Syzygium oleosum
Lineage: Eukaryota; Viridiplantae; Streptophyta; Magnoliopsida; Myrtales; Myrtaceae
Product: NDR1/HIN1-like protein 26
Exons: 1
Coding region: 56-709 (217 amino acids)
Biological process (GO): defense response to other organism
Source: RefSeq, a predicted model, not a curated record
AGUCUUCCCCUUCCUUCCUUAUCCUUCAUUCUCAUCUCUCUCCCUUCAAUUGCAAAUGACACAAAUCGACAUAAGAUCACCCAAACACUGCGCCCAAAAGCAAGCCAGGUUCUACGACAACAUAGACAAUCCCAAGCUCUACAAGAAGCUCUUCUUUGCCUUGUCCACUCUCUUCACCACCCUCCUCUCCCUCAUCCUCCUCGUCUACCUCCUCCUCCACCCCACCAAGCCCCGCUUCUCCCUCCAACAAGCCCAAAUCUACCAACUCAACCUCUCCACCAAUCCACAGCUCAUCAACUCCUCCAUCCAACUCACCCUUGUCGCCACAAACCCCAACACCAAGGUCGGCAUCUACUACGAUGGCCUCCGGGUUUAUGUAACCUACAAGGGCCAGCAGAUAACCCUUGACUCUCCCCUUCCACCCUUUUAUCAAGGGCACCAGGACACCAAUCUCUUGACUGCCUCCCUCGUGGGAAGUUCGAUUCCUGUCGCUCCCUCUUUCGGUUAUGAAGUGGGCCGUGAUCAGAGCGCGGGCAAAUUGGCAAUCAGUGUCAAAGUGAAUGGGAGGGUAAGGUGGAAGGUGGGGACUUGGGUUUCAUCGAAUUAUCGGAUAAAUGUCAACUGCGUCGCGGUUAUGGAUUUCGGGCCAACGAUUCCGACCGGCCCGUUGAGUUCCAAGCAAGGAAGCCAAUGUUCUACUUCUCUGUGAAAAAAGGAAAGAAGGAAAUUUAUCAUCACCGCUACUUUUAGGAUACAUAUAUUUGCAUUUUCAAGUUUAUGCUUUCUUCUCUUUUGUUUGAUAGUGUUGGCCUUAUGUUGAUGUAUUUCAACUUUUUUGGCAAGUACAUAUGAUGUUAAUGAUGGUUGAGAAGAUGAGAAAGGUUGAAGUUAUAAUGAGACGUAAAAAGCUUGUUUUGAUUUGUUAA